AUGGCCCAGCAAGCGAUCGUCAACGUGCUCAUCAUUGUGGGGAAGGAUGAUGUUCCCAUCUACGAAGCGGACCUCAGUACAGAGGGCAUCCGCGAGGACAGCCCACACCUGGACCAGUUUGUGGUGCACGCCGCCCUGGACUUGGUGGAUGAGAUGGUUUGGAGUACCUCAUCCAUGUUCCUCCGUGUGGUGGACAAGUUUAACGAUUUCCAUGUCUCGGCCUACUGCACCGCUGGACAUGUGCGGAUGAUGUUGCUUCACAAGCACAGAAAUGAGGAGGCGAUCCGAGCCUUCUUUGCGGAGAUCCACGACCUCUUCAUCAAAGCCAUGUUGAGUCCUUUCCAGACGCCCUCCACACCCAUCGAAUCUCCGAUAUUCGAUGCCAAGGAGCUUAUCUCAACUGCGCUGUCUUUCAAUUUAAAUGCCACAGCACAAGUGCCCUCAGCUGGGCUGGUAGGCCAGCAGCAGCUGCUCCUCCCGUGGAUCGUGGCCGCUGUUGUGGGCCUCAAUGAGGAGGGAGAUAUCAGUCGUCACGAGCGCGACAUGCCGUUUGAAGACUGCUGGCAGUCACGGUUCAUGCUGGCACAGGUUUGUGCUGCUGAGAAGCUUUCAGAGCCUAAUGCUGGACACGUGUGCUUCAACGUGCAUUUCGUGUCGCCAGGGAAAGCAUGCUUAGAUAAGGCACCGCAGCAGUUUGAGCAUGGAGUCAUGCAGUUUCGCUUGCAGCUCCUACUCGCCUGGCUGGCCUUCGCUGAGACCUGUGAGAGGUAUGACCAGGAUGGUCAAAUCUACUGCUCGUGCGGCGAGGUUGUCUCGGUGGAUCAACUGCUGGUCACGAGCACCAGCGGGAUCACCAACUUCCUGGGUGGAGGCGCCAAUGGGCAGAGCGUCGUCAGAGGGAGGAUACUUUGUGAGGUGGGAGCCGUUUUGCCGGAAAUUGUUGCAGGAGGACCUCUUCUUUGCAAGGGCUUUGUGCAGCAGAAGCUGGGAGGGGAGCAAAUUACAGUAACCUCGUUGAACGACGAGUAUGCAGUGACCUUCAACGUCACAUCGCGCCGAGAUUAUAUCAAGUUUGAAGUGGGUGGCUCCAGAGGCUUGUCGUCAAACCUCUGGGAGCCUGGCCAGAUGGACCUGGAGUUAGAGCUCCUGGUCAAUGUCGGUCUCGAUCCCUGGCUGGUAAAGAUAGACAGGACGGCUCUGAAGCCGAAGCGAAUUGGGCAGAUGCUGGCCUCCCUGCCAGCGCUGCUGGGCCCGUGGGGCGCUGUGGGACUGCUUCCUCUGGACUACUUGGCGGAUUGCCAGGCUACGAGUACUGGGCUCAAAGCACGCUGGACCGGCGGGCUGCUGGGCGCCACAGGAGGGCCAUCGGGGGCUGUGGCCUUGGCUGCGGCUGCAGACACCGAGCGCUUCAGCCGGGCAGUGGCUGCGCUCUUGGGUGUUGGCCUGUGGUUGAGACCGACAACAUCGGCAGAGGACUCGACACUGCGGCGUGCGCUUGUUGCCUCCCGGGGCCGGGGCCUCCGCCUCGGAACGCCCGGUGCUGUGCAGGCCAAGGAAGGGGUGAGUCCCUUCGAGUUGCAGCUUGAGGUUGGUGGCCUUAGCUUCGGGCAGUUUCGACUCCUUGGGGGCUGGGAUGCUGGCGGCUCCGCUAGAUUCGAGCGCUGCCGAGAUAGCUAUGUCGUCAUACCUCCCAGCUUUCUCUUGUCAGAGGCUUUGUUCACGCCGGAUGCAGCAACAGCAGGCCUUCUGAGCGUCAUCAAUGCCUCUGCCAGCAUCGAUGGCUUCACCGAGUUCAGGAUUCAUGUCAUGACGCUUGAGAUGUUGAAGGAUCAGGCUUUGUCUUCACGCUUGAUUGUUGAACUUACGCUUUACUGCAGUGAUGGCUCAACUAGCACGCUUUAUGGUGGCGCCUACCACCAACGCGACGGGACGGCCCUGGAGUUGUGCCGCCUUCCAGCCCUGGACGACGCGAUGUGGGCCGAGGUCAAGGCCUAUGUAGCGCGCAAUCCAGAAACUGCGAAGGCUAUGCAGGGCUUUGCCAGGAACCCGGAGGCCAUGCAGGGUUGGCUGCAAAUGCGAGCAGCUGCUGAGCACUACCAGAUCGCCCUGGACCGUGACCUGGAGCUGCACAACUUGAUUGAGGCCCUCGAGGCUGAUGAGGAGCUGGCACCUGUCUUCAUGGACCUGCGAAAGAAUGGCAUGGAGGCUGCCAUGAAAUAUUCAGAUGAGGCGCUGAUGCUCAAGAUCAGCAAGAAGUUGCGAGAGUAUUUGGGACAGUGGGAAGCGAUCCUACGCAAACUCGAGCAGAUGACUUAUCCCUUACACCAGGUUGCCAAAGAAGGCGACUCACGACUGCUCCAGCUCCUACUCAAGCGCCGUGAGAAUCGCGAGGAGCCCGUGGACUACCAAGAUUCCAAGGGCAUCACCGCUUUGGGCUAUGCGAUCUGGGCCGGACACUUGGAGGCCACCAAGCUCCUAAUUGAGCAUGGAGCAGAUGCUCUGCUAGUCGACAGCUUUGAUAACACCUGCGUCCACUACGCAGCGGGGUACGGACAUGCAGAGCUGUUGGAGUAUUUGCUCGAAUUUGGCUUCAGCAUGCACCGCACUAACGCGGCAGGUCUCACACCCAUGGCUGUGGCAAUGCAGAGCAAUCAGGAGGCAACGAUACUUGUCCUCGACACUUUCGGAACGGUUUGA
Messenger RNA from Symbiodinium pilosum, 2697 nucleotides. The record is from the annotation of a GenBank genome assembly. NCBI's taxonomy places the organism in Eukaryota, Dinophyceae, Suessiales, Symbiodiniaceae.